GCCUGCCUGUGCACACAGCCUACUAGCUGUAAUCCCGAGCCCUCUCUCCCCCCCGCCCUCCCGGGAGGAUGGGAUGCAAGAGGCAGGAGGGCAGCCCCAAACCUUCCUAGAGCUGGGCAAACAAAGGGAGCAGCAGCAGCCGGGCUGGGGUGGAUGCAAGCAACCAUGAAAGGCUGGGUCUCCGCCUCCUCUGCUGCUGCUGCCGCCGGAGAGCUGCUGGCUGCUGCCGAUGAGCAGAGGACUACACUGUGAAGGGAGGAGGCGGAGAGGCGUGAUUGGCUUUGCCUUGCUAAGGUAGAAGGUGUAAGGGAAAAGGCAGAAAUAAAAAUGUCUUCUUCGGUGGGGCCCCGCGGCCCUCGCCCACCCACGGUGCCUCCCCCGAUGCAGGAGCUGCCCGACCUGAGCCACCUGACAGAGGAGGAGAGGAACAUCAUUAUGGCAGUGAUGGACCGGCAGAAAGAAGAGGAAGAGAAGGAAGAGGCCAUGCUCAAGAGGUUGCAUCAACAAUUUGAAAGUUAUAAAGAGCAAGUAAGAAAAAUAGGUGAAGAAUCCCGCCGCUACCAGGGAGAGCACAAGGAUGAUGCACCAACGUGCGGAAUCUGUCUUAAAACAAAGUUUGCUGAUGGCUGUGGCCAUUUAUGCUCUUACUGCCGGACCAAGUUUUGUGCCCGAUGUGGAGGUCGUGUUUCUCUACGAUCAAACAAUGAGGACAAAGUGGUUAUGUGGGUAUGCAAUUUAUGUCGAAAGCAACAAGAAAUCUUAACAAAGUCUGGAGCAUGGUUUUUUGGAAGUGGUCCACAGCCGCCAAGCAGUCAGGAUGGAGCACUGAGUGAUACAGCUACUGGUGGAAGCUCUGUUGCACCUAGAGAAAAGAAAGCAAGGCUUCAGGAGCGUUCCAGAUCUCAAACUCCCUUAAGUACAGCAGCUGCCUCAUCACAGGAAAUCUCUUCUUCCAGUGUGCAGUCUGACAGGAGGAAAGGAGCAGAAUUAUCACAGCAAGCUAUGGGCCUGGAACAAAAGCAAGCUUCAUCAAGGUCUAGAAGUGAACCCCCGAGAGAGAGGAAGAAGACCGCACUGAUUUCAGAACAAAAUGGAAAAGUAGGUCUAAAAAGCGAGCGUAAACGUGUGCCAAAGUCUUCACUUCAACAAGGACAGGCAGAUGACAGGGAACGUAAAGAAAGGCAUGAAAGUAGAAGGCUGGAGAAAGGAAGGUCACAGGACUACCCAGACUUGCCAGAAAAACCCGAGGAAGGCAAGGUAGCGGAUGAGGAAAAACAAAGGAAAGAAGAUGAGUAUCACACUCGGUAUAGGAGUGACCCAAAUCUGGCAAGGUAUCCUGUGAAGCCACAUCCUGAGGAACAACAGAUGCGUAUGCAAGUUAAAUUUUCUAAAGCACGGCAUGAAAGAAGACACAGUGAUGUAGCUUUGGCACAUACGGAAGUGGAGGAAGCAGAGGUACCUGAGAAUAAAUUAGGAAAACGCUCACAGUUACAGGGAACUCAGGACAGAAAAUCUCUUUUGGAAACUCAGAGAUCAUACUCUAUAGAAAGACCAGGUGAUGUAAGAAUUUCGGUUUCUAAACAAUUAGCUAAUCAUAGUCCACCAACUCCCAGACAUAGUCCAGUUCCUACAGAACACCUAGAAUCCAAGAACCAUGAUUCCUUUAAAAAACAAAGUCGCCUUGAUCCUAGCUCUGCUAUUCUCAUGCGAAAAGCAAAGCGGGAGAAAAUGGAGACCAUGCUAAGGAAUGAUUCCCUUAGUUCUGAUCAAUCAGAAUCAGUGCGGCCAUCCCCUCCAAAACCUCAUAGAUCAAAAAGAGGUGGAAAGAAAAGGCAGAUGUCGGUCAGUAGCUCAGAAGAAGAAGGGGCAUCAACACCAGAAUAUACUAGCUGUGAAGAUGUGGAAAUAGAAAGUGAAAGUGUUAGUGAAAAAGGUGACUUGGAUUAUUACUGGCUGGAUCCUGCCACGUGGCACAGUAGAGAGACAUCCCCUAUUAGUUCGCAUCCUGUAACGUGGCAACCAUCUAAAGAGGGAGAUCGCUUAAUUGGACGUGUUAUUCUUAACAAGAGAACUACCAUGCCAAAAGAGUCAGGUGCAUUACUGGGGCUAAAAGUUGUUGGAGGAAAAAUGACAGAUUUAGGACGACUUGGUGCCUUCAUUACCAAAGUAAAGAAGGGUAGUCUAGCUGAUGUGGUGGGACAUCUAAGAGCAGGGGAUGAAGUUCUAGAAUGGAAUGGUAAACCCCUACCUGGAGCUACAAAUGAAGAAGUUUACAACAUUAUUUUAGAAUCAAAAUCAGAACCUCAAGUUGAAAUUAUUGUUUCAAGGCCUAUUGGUGACAUUCCAAGGAUUCCUGAGAGUUCCCAUCCUCCACUAGAGUCUAGUUCAAGUUCUUUUGAAUCUCAGAAGAUGGAAAGGCCUUCUAUUUCUGUUAUUUCUCCAACUAGUCCUGGAGCUCUAAAAGAUGCACCACAAGUCCUACCAGGGCAGCUUUCUGUGAAACUGUGGUAUGACAAAGUGGGGCAUCAGUUAAUAGUAAAUGUUCUACAAGCAACAGAUCUGCCACCUAGAGGAGAUGGGCGUCCCAGGAAUCCUUAUGUAAAAAUGUAUUUUCUUCCAGAUAGAAGUGAUAAAAGUAAAAGGAGGACCAAAACAGUAAAGAAAAGCCUAGAACCAAAAUGGAACCAAACUUUUCUCUAUUCACAUGUACAUCGUAGAGAUUUUAGAGAACGAAUGUUAGAAAUAACCGUAUGGGACCAGCCAAGAGUACAAGAAGAAGAGAGUGAAUUUCUUGGAGAGAUCCUUAUAGAGCUGGAGACAGCACUUUUAGAUGAUGAACCACAUUGGUAUAAGCUGCAGACACAUGAUGAAUCCUCACUACCUCUGCCUCAGCCAUCACCUUUCAUGCCACGGAGACAUGUCCAUGGUGGAGAAAGCACUAGCAAAAAAUUACAAAGAUCUCAGCGAAUCAGUGAUAGUGACAUCUCAGAUUAUGAUGUUGAUGAUGGUAUUGGAGUAGUUCCUCCAGUAGGUUAUAGAUCUAAUACUAGAGAAAGUAGAUCUACAACGUUAACUGUGCCAGAACAGCAAAGAACAACACAUCAUCGUUCACGAUCUGUAUCUCCUCACCGUGGUGAUGAUCAGGGCAGGACCCGUUCACGUUUACCAAAUGUGCCAUUACAGAGGAGUUUAGAUGAAAUUCAUCAAAUGAGAAGAUCACGUUCUCCAACUAGACACCAUGAUGCCUCCCGAAGUCCAGUUGAUCGCAGGUCCAGAGAAAUGGAUAGUCAGUAUUUGUCAGAUCACGAAAGUGAGCUUCUUAUGCUGCCCAGAGCAAAACGAGGAAGAAGUGCAGAGUGCCUACAUACCACCAGAAAUUCUGUUAGGCACUAUAAAACAUUACCACCCAAGAUGCCUUUACUAGAGAAUGGUUCUCACUGGAAUAUUUACAGCUCAACUCUGCCUGCAUGUGCUAAAACCAAAUCAGUGAUUAGACAGGAUAUUUCGCUUCUUCGUGAUUGCCUUAAUGCACAAAUACCGAGAUUUACAGAUGAACUAUUGGUUAGUGAACUACAGCCCUCCCUUGACAGGGCUAGGAGUGCUAGUACCAACUGCUUGAGACCAGAUACUAGUUUGCAUUCACCAGAACGAGAAAGGGGUAGAUGGUCCCCCUCCCUAGAGAGGAGACGACCUACUAGUCCCAGGAUUCAUAUCCAGCAUGCAUCUCCGGAGGAUGACAGAACAAGGACGCUGGAGUCUUGCAUUCCAAAACAAGACAGUAUAAACCACCUAAGUGCUAAACCUGGAGCAACACAGAGGCAAUCCAGAAAAGUGGAAAGAUAUAACAGCCAAAAACAGACUAGGAAAGACUCCGCAUCUGAAACAGAAAGGGUUCUGCUACCAUGUCUUUCUAGAAGGGGACUUCCAACCCCAAGAACAACUGAGCAGCCAGUCAUUAGGGGAAAACAUCACACUCGCUCAAGGUCGAGUGAGCAUUCUAGUAUCAGACCAUUAUGCUCUGUACAUCAUCUAGUUCCAGGAGGGUCGGCGCCACCUUCUCCACUUCUGACAAGAAUACACCAACAAGGAAGUCCAACUCAGUCACCUCCUGCAGACACAUCAUUCAGCAGUCGUAGGGGAAGACAGCUUCCGCAAGUUCCAGUAAGAAGCAGCAGUGUAGAGCAAGAACAAGAGAAUUAUAACUCUUCCUCAAAAGCAAGCUUAGUAGUGGAGGAACAAACGCGACAGAUGAAAAUGAAAGUGCAUCGUUAUAAUCAGACAACAGGGUCUGGUUCUAGCCAAGAAUAUGAGCGUGAGCAAUAUACCAAGUAUAACAUACAAACAGAUCAGUACAGAAGUUGUGAUAACGUCUCUGCCAAAUCAUCAGAUAGUGAUGUGAGUGAUGUGUCAGCCAUUUCCCGUACCAGCAGUGCCUCACGCCUCAGCAGCACAAGCUUUAUGUCAGAGCAAUCUGAGCGCCCUAGGGGCAGAAUCAGGUCAAAGUCCUUAGAGAUCUGCAAAAAUGAUGGCAAAAGAGAAAGAAGGAUAUCAUGGGAAUUAGAUGACCAAACGGGGCAGAGUGAAAAGAAAUUGGAUAUGGAAGACAAGAAAAAGAGAAGGCAUUCUGUUGCUGAUUUGAGUACGUUUACCCCUAAAAUGCAAGGCAGACGGAUGGGGACUUCAGGGAGAACCAUCACAAAAAGCACAAGUGUGAGUGGAGAGAUGUACAAACUGGAACAUAAUGAUGGGAGUCAAUCAGACACUGCUGUCGGGACAGUUGGAACAGGUGGGAAGAAAAGACGAUCCAGCCUCAGUGCCAAAGUGGUUGCCAUAGUAUCUCGAAGGAGCAGAAGCACAUCCCAACUUAGCCAAACAGCCUAAUAUUCCCUGGAGUGCGGCUGGGUGCUGACAGUCAAUUUAGUGAUUUCCUUGAUGGCCUUGGACCUGCACAGUUAGUAGGUCGACAGACACUAGCAACCCCUGCUAUGGGUGAUAUUCAGAUUGGAAUGGUGGAUAAAAAAGGCCAGUUAGAAGUAGAAGUCAUUAGAGCCCGAGGCCUCACGCAAAAACCUGGCUCCAAAUCUACACCAGCUCCCUAUGUCAAAGUAUACCUGUUGGAAAAUGGAGCCUGUGUAGCCAAGAAAAAGACAAGAAUUGCACGGAAAACACUUGAUCCUCUGUACCAACAGACACUGGUUUUUGAUGAAAGUCCACACGGUAAAGUCCUUCAGGUGAUAGUUUGGGGAGACUAUGGCCGAAUGGAUCACAAAUGCUUCAUGGGUGUUGCACAGAUCCUUCUGGAGGAACUUGAUCUAUCCAGUGUAGUAAUAGGAUGGUAUAAAUUAUUUCCACCCUCAUCACUAGUGGAUCCAACCUUGACUCCCCUGACCCGCAGGGCUUCCCAGUCAUCUCUGGAAAGUUCAACUGGGCCUCCGUGCAUUAGAUCAUAGUGAACUUAUAGCAGAUGCUAUCUAAUAAAAAUGUUACCACCCAAGAUAACAAUCAGAACCAGAUUCUUAUAUGAUCAAAAGCAUUGUUGGAGAGAGACAAUCACUUCUGUUUUGCCUGUAGUAGUUAUCCAAAAAUAUGUCUGAAUUAUUUGUUAAAAGAUGGCUUAAAUUAACAGAACAAAAUAGUAUAUCAAAUACAGUAAGUCAAUCUACUAGUGACAGUCACUGAUGCUUAUUACAAUUUUUAAAAAGAGCGGGACCUUUAGAUUAGAAUAAAAUGAAAAAACAAUACAAAACUGGAAGCUCUCACUCUGUUAAGUGUUGUAUUUUUUCACAUUUUGACAGAGCCCACAAGCAGUGUUAACUUCCUGGUGUUUCAGCAGUUUUUCUGUACUUGUUACUUCCACUAGUUUUUUUGCUGUGUGAUUCUGCCAGUUUUGUAAAAGUCCUCACAAUGCUAACAGAGACCCUUCCUUUCGUUUUCUAAACCAAACAAAAAAGGGCUGAAGUAUAUCUCUGUAAGUAUCCCUUCAAGUGUUCAGCAGCCAGAAUUACCAUACAUGAUGCCACUAAGGUUCUCAUUGUUUCUUAGUUCUGGUUCUUCCAAGUCUUUCAGUUGAAAACCCAGAACAAAUGACCAAUCAAGAUUAUUUCAUUAACAACAACACCAACAACAAAAUCACAGUGCUAGUUUUUCUUUGUAAAAAGCAAAUAUGUUUGCAUUAUAUAUAAUGUUUUUUAUGUUUUAUGAUGUUUUGCAUGGAAGAGUUUUGAAGAAAUCUAUCUGCAGCUCAUGCUGGGGACUGAUAAAAGCAGCUUUAGUCUUAAUUUUGACACUGAAAAUAUUACUGGUAAUGCAGUUUUCUUCUUAGACUCAGAGAGGAGAUAUUUACGUUCACGUGUACAAAUGUAUAUUUGACUUCCCAAAAUGUUGACCAGGAUUGGGGUUGAGCAUAUGACACUUUCAGCUGUACCCAGGCUUCUCUGAUAUGUGUCACUUUAGACACACAUGUCUGCCCUGGAUAGAGCAUGGUAUGAGUUGUUCAGUAUUUCACUGGAAAUUCCAGUUGAAAUAUUCUGCACUUACUAAUGUUUUUAUCAAAUUUUAGUUUACAUUUCUUUGAGAUUGAUGCAAGCACAAAGCUUGAUUUUUUAACGCAAGAUAUCUUACUUUUUUGGUAAAAAAAAAAUCAAAUUUCAAUCUGCAUUUUAUUCAUUUGAGUUCUUCUUGGCCUUGAAAUCCCAUGUGAUUUACUGUAAAUGUGCUAAAAACUGCAGACUCUGCUGGUUCAAUGAUAUGUUUUCCCUCCUUUUACAGGCCAUUCAAUUUUGUGAGCACACACACAAAUAGGGCAGCAUGACUUGGAACUGUUCAAAGCUGCAUGCACGUUUUGUAAAAAGAAGCAAAAAGAUUAUUUAAUAAUGUAUGUUAGUUCCACAUAGGCCAGCUUGUAUGUUGCAUGUUCUUGUACAGUUUGCUCGUAAUUACUAUACUGAAGUAACCAAGAAAUCUAAGCCAUCCAUUUUUCUUAUAGACAUUUUGCAGGUUUUAGCCAGGCAAAGUCUGUUAGUCUGGUGCUAAAUGUCUAUAGAUGGACUUUAUUUUUUACCCUAUGGAAAACGUGAUGUAGUAUGGACCAAAUUCCUUCUAAUAAAUAUUUUGGUGUAGAUUCCUACUGUGGGGCUGUAACACAUGUAGAAACUCUGUGCACACUAGGUUUUAAUUCAUAGACAUACUGCCUGCACCAAGUGAACUAUUUAUUAUUAUUUAACAUGCCGGAACUAUUCUGCCCAGGGUUCCAUAGGGCACAGAUUGAUUACUGCUCGACCUGCUGAGCAGGAAGAACUGAAGCAUUGGUGCACUACUACUAGAUUCUGUUCUGUCUUAGUGGCCAAAAAUCAAUUAAUUAUAAUUCGGUAGUAUCUUUCUAUUUUGACCACUUGUCUUAACACUCCCCUGUGCUUUUAAAUGAACUCCUAACUCAUGUUAUGUAAACAUGUUUAAUAAAAUUUCCUUUUCAUGUCCA
Messenger RNA from Trachemys scripta elegans, 7477 nucleotides. RefSeq names its product regulating synaptic membrane exocytosis 1 (gene RIMS1). The record is from RefSeq and is a predicted model, not a curated record. Gene Ontology annotation, cellular component: cytoskeleton of presynaptic active zone; presynaptic membrane. Gene Ontology annotation, molecular function: small GTPase binding; transmembrane transporter binding. NCBI's taxonomy places the organism in Eukaryota, Metazoa, Chordata, Testudines, Emydidae. Gene Ontology annotation, biological process: regulation of synaptic plasticity; positive regulation of synaptic transmission; calcium ion-regulated exocytosis of neurotransmitter.